CACUGGCGGAUGUUGAUGUUUUGUUUUUGCUCGGUGUCGCUGAACGAUGUGAGCUGUAACAUUCCUUUGGGUUUAGUCGUUUUUUAUUGCCCCCACUGGUUUCUUUGUGCUUAUACGCGGCGAGGGUUUGCUGCUUGUCGACCCCGAGUCCCUCCGGUGGUUUCCCCGGACCGUGAGAUGAUGGAGGACUUUGAUGAGAUCUAUGAAGAGGAGGAGGAGGAAGAGGACGAGGACAGGGCCGCGGAGGAGCAGCUCUUGAAGUACUCUCCGGACCCGGUUGUGGUUCGCGGUUCCGGGCAUGUCACUGUAUUUGGGCUUAGUAACAAAUUUGAGGCAGAAUUUCCCUCAGCACUCACAGGAAAGGUGGCACCAGAAGAAUUCAAAGCCAGUAUCAACCGCGUGAACAGCUGCCUGAAGAAAACAUUGCCUGUAAAUGUGCGGUGGCUGCUGUGUGGCUGCCUGUGCUGUUGUUGCACAUUAGGCUUCAGCUUGUGGCCAGUCAUCUGCCUGAGUAAAAGGACCAGAAGGUCUUUAGAAAAGCUCUUGGAGUGGGAGAACAACAGACUUUAUCAUAAGUUGUGUUUGCACUGGAGACUAAGCAAAAGGAAGUGUGAAACAAACAAUAUGAUGGAAUAUGUAAUACUCAUAGAGUUCUUGCCGAAAAUUCCCAUCUUCAGACCGGACUAAUCUGACUCCAGAUGAGCGCACACCUGCUCUGCUGCCCAGUUUAUGAAGGCUGUCCUGUUCUGAAAACAGCUCUACCUUAACACUCCAACAGUUUGUUUACAGCGUUUUGAUGAAACAUUUUUGUUUUUCCCCCAAACCCCGUACAUACCCCCAUUGUUUUGGAGUGAACUUUAAAAGGAGCUCUGUGAACUUGCACAAUGACAAGACACGUGAACAGCACCAGCCUGUGAAAGAACAUCUAACAACCAGCUAUGGGCAGCACUAUUGAUUUUUUUUACAGCCUUAUUUGAACUGCAAACGCAUAAGCUAUGACUUCUGCAAACAACUGGAUUUAUUUUUAAUUUGACAAAAUUACACAUUAUGGAAAUUACUGUAAGAAUGUUACUCUUUUGUCCUAACAUCUACAGUUCUUUGAAAUGUACGCCACACAAUGGUUUUGGUAAAGAAACUUGAAGAAAAAAAGAGCUGAGAAAAAAUUUUACUGUAACUAGCUCUGCAGCAGAAGGACAGAGAUUGCAUUCUUCCUUUUUCACAACAGUGGAGUGACAUCUUUUUUUUAAACCAGAAAUGUUUUUAUCCCCCUUCCUUAUCUGUGCAUAUCUGCAUCACCCCAAAUGAAUGACAAUCAGUCCUGAGUGUGAGCUCAGGCCCUGGAUCAACAUGUAAACUGGACAGAAACCAACAGUGACAGAUUCAAGUGAUUUUUAAAGUUUUGUUGACUGUCUGAGGUGCAGUUAUUAGUGAUGGAUUGAUCACUGUGGAGUGUCUGACAAAGAGAAAAAAGAAGCAAAAAGCCAAUCAGACAUUAAUCACACAUUCAUACUCUACUGCAGGGUUCUUUUCAUUUCUAUUGCAUGUUUAUUCAUAUGUCAUAUGCUGUGUGAACGGACAUUCAUUCCUCAAAUAAUUAUUAUUGGUUCCUAUUGUGUGGUUAUGUUCCACACUUAAGCACACUUUAGCUUUUUUCCACAAUUUUUUAUAUGGCCUGCUUGAGUUUUCCACUAUUGCUCUGUUUAAGCUAAAGUCCAUAAAGCGAAGGUUGUUUUAGAUUUCUUAAGAUAUAUGAAUCUGACUUGUAAAUGAUGCAGAUAGUAUGGCAAAUAACAAAUUAAUAUCUUAAACUUGAAAGAUUAGAAACUAGAUACUAAGUCACAACAAAACGAUUAUCAGAGGCUAAAUAUAAUUAAUCCCUUGGUUUAACUUUCCAAAUAAUUCUCAGGAUGUAGAAACCUUUAAAAAUGUAGCAUUAAAAUGUCACUGUCAGGUAUGUUCAGAGGUCUGCAUGGUAAACACCAUUGGGAACAUCACUUCAUUAUUAACAUGUUAUUUCUUAAUUUGAGAGAGGUCAGUCAAAAGUACGCACAUUGUCGCAUUGACACUUCACUCAUGCAUGUUGUUUAUUCAUGUCAGAAUGCAGAAUGGUUUGAUACCAGCAUGGUUUUAGUCUAACCAUGACUAAGACCAAAUAUAAGUGUUUGCAUAUAUUUCUGUUGUUGAAAUUCACAACUGAAAUUAGUUCUUUUUUAUAUUUCUCCUAAAUGUUUUGUUGUGUCAGAUGAGUGAAAGAUACUGUAUGUCCAUAUAUUCAAAAUAUCUCUUACACAGUACAGUAAACUACCAAUAAAUAAGGCAAUGGGCAUCCUGCUCUAAA
Boleophthalmus pectinirostris (great blue-spotted mudskipper) is the source of this 2338-nucleotide messenger RNA. Its product is annotated as cysteine-rich hydrophobic domain 2. NCBI's taxonomy places the organism in Eukaryota, Metazoa, Chordata, Actinopteri, Gobiiformes, Gobiidae. The record is from RefSeq and is a predicted model, not a curated record. Bases 10 to 687 code for a protein of 225 amino acids. The transcript has 6 exons.